AUGAUAUUACAGGAAUUACAAGAUCUGGGUCGAGACCCCCCAGCACAAUGUUCCGCAGGACCACACGGGGAAGAUCUAUUCCACUGGCAGGCCACAAUUAUGGGUCCAGUGGAUAGUCCCUACCAGGGUGGAGUGUUCUUCCUGACCAUACAUUUCCCUACAGACUAUCCGUUUAAACCACCAAAAGUUGCGUUCACAACACGUAUCUAUCACCCCAACAUAAACAGUAAUGGUUCCAUUUGUCUUGAUAUCUUGCGUUCACAAUGGUCACCAGCGCUUACCAUAUCCAAAGUGUUGCUGUCAAUUUGCUCACUGUUAUGUGAUCCGAACCCCGAUGAUCCACUGGUGCCAGAAAUUGCUAGGAUCUACAAAACUGACAGAGAAAAGUACAAUGAAUUAGCCCGAGAGUGGACAAGGAAGUAUGCCAUGUGA
This is a messenger RNA of Danaus chrysippus (African queen), 432 nucleotides long. NCBI's taxonomy places the organism in Eukaryota, Metazoa, Arthropoda, Insecta, Lepidoptera, Nymphalidae. The record is from the annotation of a GenBank genome assembly.